AUGGCAAACUCAAGAAGCGAAAAGGAUGAAUUAGAAGAAGAAAAUGUGAUACUCACAUUGGUUCCAAUAAGCGAGGAACAUAAUGAACAUCAAAUGGAACCAAGUGUUUCUUCAACCUCAGACAGCAAACUGACAGCGCCUGGGACAAGCGAUAAAGUUAAUCUUCCUCAAAUGAAUGAACAAUUCAAAGAUUGCCCAAAACCAAUCCUUCCCUUGCCGACCAAUUUGCCAUCAUUUAAUAAAGUGCGUCACGACACUUUGCGGAACUGGUGCCAACAAUUGAAUUUGAGUACCGAUGGUAGGAAAAUAGAGGUUUAUCUGAGGCUCAGCGAACACGCUUAUUUUGAAAAAAAGCAAAAUGUUGCUGAAACACCAGAGGAGGCCACAUUGCAGUCAUGUUCGGGGAAACUGACCAAGAGAUCAAGGAUGGCCAAUACAGUUGAAGUGGCCAGUACAGUUGAAGUGACCAAUACAGUGGAAGUGAUAACUUCAGCUCGUGAGGCCAUGCUGGCAGCAUGGUCAAGAAUUGCUGCAAGAGGCUCGCUACCUAAGUCUGCGAAUUCAUACAGCAUUCCUAUUUCUGUUGAGAAUUUUCUGCUGCAAACAUCUGGUGUCAGGUGGUGUGUGGUCCAUGGCAGACAUCUCUUGGCAGACAAAAAGGGUUGGGUUCGCCUGCAGUUCCACGCAGGUCAGACCUGGGUGCCUGACACUCCCACGAAGAUGAUUUCUCUCUUACUUUUACCGGCCUGUACUUUCCCAUCCCCAGACCUAGAAGAUAACAUGUUAUGCCCUGACUGUGUUAAGAGGAAUAAAAGGAUGGUGGAGAAAUUAGCUAAAAUGAGGAAGAGAAAAAGUAACCUGGUUUGA
Myotis myotis is the source of this 867-nucleotide messenger RNA. RefSeq names its product developmental pluripotency-associated protein 2-like. Gene Ontology annotation, molecular function: chromatin binding. The coding region runs from base 1 to 867 and encodes 288 amino acids. The record is from RefSeq and is a predicted model, not a curated record. Gene Ontology annotation, biological process: system development. NCBI's taxonomy places the organism in Eukaryota, Metazoa, Chordata, Mammalia, Chiroptera, Vespertilionidae. Gene Ontology annotation, cellular component: nucleus. The transcript has 3 exons.